Messenger RNA from Anastrepha obliqua, 3021 nucleotides. RefSeq lists its product as uncharacterized. The transcript has 4 exons. The record is from RefSeq and is a predicted model, not a curated record. NCBI's taxonomy places the organism in Eukaryota, Metazoa, Arthropoda, Insecta, Diptera, Tephritidae. The coding region runs from base 222 to 2807 and encodes 861 amino acids.
GAUAAACGCAGUAAAACGGCUAAGGAAAUUUGUAAAUAAUUACUAAAUAAAUAAAUCUAAAUAUGUGUAGUUCUAUGCAAAAGUGGAUUACUUAAAUUAGUGUACGAAAUGGUUGAAAGAUAUUCAGUUAUAUGUAGACACAGUAUAUAAUUAUCGCUGUGAAAUAAAUAAUACGUUGAAUAAUCAGCACCUUUUUAACAAAUUGGUUUCACAUCACGUAAAUGGCUGCAGUUGUGCACGGCUGUGGUAGUGGCUCGAGUCCACGUCAACAUCAUGGCAGCAACAUUUCGUGCGCUGGUUUGGCUCAUCGUUCACAGCAUCCACCACCCACACCCAUGUAUUCCACAACCAAUAAAAUACCGAAAUAUUCGCGAUCCAAUACGUCGAUUAGUAAGCAUCAUCAGCUCUAUGGUGUUGGAAUUGGAAGUGUGGAAAGAGGUUUGGGUGCAUGUGGUAACGCUGGCACACUCAGUAACACUCUUGCUCUCACCACUCAUCAGUCCCAGUCCUUUAAUACCUCCUUACCACCUAUCACAUAUAUGGCUACUACUGGUGUUGGUGGUGGGGGUUUACAUCAACAUUCCUACUCGAGCGCCCAGGCACCGGUGUCAGCGGAUCCGUGCCGCAACUAUUGGGGUCAUCCGAGCCUCUAUCGUGGUGGUCGUCAUCACAAUAAACGAAAAUCGGCUGUGGAGCUAUUGGCUGAGACAAAACCAUUUUUUAUAAAGUCAGACACUGUUAUGGAAAGAUUACAUCAAUCUAGCUAUCGCGCUGCUACCAUCGCCAGUGCUGGGAAACGGGGACGCAGCAGUGUGUGUGAUGGGCGAGAUGAAUUGGGAAGUGUUAGUAGGUACAAGCCACCUGGUUAUCCAACUGAAAUAGUAGAUGCACACGAUAUGCGCACGGAACAUCGUUUUAGCGUUCCAACUUCUUCCACUGGAACUCUACAUCAAAGUAGUCGCCCUAGUACGUUUCAGCAUCAUCAUCAUCAUCAUCAUGAUCAUCAUGCGCACAUAAGCAGCAAUACACGACACAGUGAUCCUUCUUCAAGCAGCUUGUUGCAAAACAAGGUACGGAUGUUGUUGGCUGGCGGUAAUAGCGUUGAAUCGGCAAGAGAUCGCACAAUUGGAGUUAUUGGGCGGAGCUAUCGUGGAGAUCUUUUGCGAAAAAUCGAUUUCAAGAACAAAAGCAGUGGUCGCGGAUGCCUUGCUGGCAAAGAGCUAACGUCUGUAAGCUUCUCCAAUGACGAUGAUGCAACCAUACGGCUGCCCCCACCCACUUUUAUAACGCCGCAGUCCUUUGAUAAUAUCUACAGUUACGGCGCUGAAAAUAGUAGUGGCGAUGAACCACUUGUACUGACUGAGAACUACCGACCUAUUAGUCCGCCAGCCGAAUACGCAGCAGAGUCUAACAAAACCGAGUCCCGCUUCAGAUAUAAUUACCAGCGUUCACAUUCCCAUUCACACGAAAUUGCCGCCGAUCGUAAUUCUCAGUAUAACAUCAAUAGUCAUAAGUCAUUACCUGACUUGCAUUCGCAAAUAAGUCGUCAUUCGCCGCAUAGCGAAAUCCUCAGCUGUUGCAGUAGAGGCAAUCGCUCAAUCAAAUCCGCCGGUGAGUCGUCUCUUAAUCGUGACUCGGGCGGUUCUUCGGGCCACUACACUCACCGUAGCGAACCUUGUUAUCGACAGCAACGUGACAGUGUCGAUCGCGAUAUGUAUGCACAGGCUAAUACUGACAACUGUUGUAUUAACACUAUUUCCACGCCUAUGGAGUACCGUCGGGAUUCUGGUUCUUCAACACAACAUAGUGCUAACUCAAAUGGCGCCGGAGUAGGUUAUGCUUCACCUUCGUUUUUGCGAUCGGGGAUCGGUGAUUGUACCGAAUGCCGUUGCAAGAAUGUUGUACGUUUCGAGUCAGAUGAUUAUUUGUUUAAUUUUCCGACACCAGAGGUACCGGAGGCCUUUCAGGAUGACUACACGCCGCCUUCGCCUUCAGUGCCCCGUUAUGAUAUAGACGAGUCGCGUUUUUCUAAUAUACCAAGCUUUCAAAAUUUGCAACUUCAUCAGCAACAACAGACACAAACUCGAGAGCAAGACCAGCAGCAGUUCUUUAGUACUUCUGUUUAUAGUAGCGGUAGCGUAAAGUCACCUAAAAGUCCAGCAGGUCAAAGUCCUGGCUCAGCACCUUCCGUUGAAGACAUUAGUCCACCGCCUAUAGAAUUCAAACGACAACGUUGCAUUCGCUUUAAAAGCCGAAAUCGUAUAUCACUGCCAAACGCUCCAUCACUUCCUAGUAGCAUUGCGGCACAAUGUGUGGAACGUGUGGAACCUUACCAUGCUGGCUUGGAUCAACACUCGUACUUCUUUCCAAGGUGUUUCUCUACGGAUUCAUAUACAUCACUAGGGAAAAACUAUGCAGAACCCGUAUCUCAGUCGACAUCAGCCUUAGCGAUGCAACUGAAUGGUAGUCAAUCAAAUGACCGCGAAGCUGUAGUACUAGGUAUAGCAGAAGGGAACUUUGAAGAACUAGAAAAAUUUUUUGAUCGACUUGGUUUAAAUGAUGAGAAGUUUCACGAGAUAUACAGUGUCCCCAGGCGGCGUAAGAGCGCCGAUACCGACUCAGAAGGCUCUAGUACCGUUUUCUUCUCUGAUGUGAGUACUGUAGAUUCGAUGCGACUUCCGGAUAGCACUGAAACACAGCCACAAACCGCACAACCAUAUCGACCCUCUGAGCCACCAUCUAUUGUUGAGCGUAAUGCUCGCAUUAUAAAAUGGCUAUGUAAUUGCAGGAAGUUGCAAUAUGUUUAACGGAACGAGUAGAGAUCUACAAUAUAUAAGUAAAUAUACUAUACAUAUACAAUAUAUAUGUAACAACCAUGCAUAUUGACGUACUACAUUAUGUAAUAAGCAAAUACAAGUAUAUGUAAUACCAAAAUGAAAAAUUAAAAGACUACAAGGGAUUGUUAGGUGUAUUCAUAAAGAGUGAAAAUGUAUCAGAGUGGCAAUACUUGUUCUUCUUGAA